Molecule: messenger RNA, 774 nt
Organism: Fusarium pseudograminearum CS3096
Lineage: Eukaryota; Fungi; Ascomycota; Sordariomycetes; Hypocreales; Nectriaceae
Exons: 4
Coding region: 1-774 (257 amino acids)
Biological process (GO): proteasome-mediated ubiquitin-dependent protein catabolic process
Cellular component (GO): nucleus; cytoplasm
Molecular function (GO): protein binding
Source: RefSeq, a predicted model, not a curated record
AUGGUGAGCUUCAUUGUCGGCAAGCCGAGCUUCAGCCCAAGCUUUGCACCUCAGCAUGACUUUGAACUUCGUGUUGAAGAGGUCAAAUCUCCCAAAAGUGAUAUCAAUGCAUUGAUUCUGGAUUACCUCACCAUGGAGGGAUAUCCAAACGCCGCAGCCAAUUUUUCCAAAGAGGCCAAUCUGGUCCCUCACCAGGAGACACCUUCUAUCAUUGCCAGGCAGGAAAUACAAAAGUGUAUCCAUAGCGGCAAUAUUCAAACAGCUAUUGAAACAUUAAAUGAUUUCGACCCCGAGAUCCUAGAUGAAGACAAAGCACUGCAUUUUUCUCUGCUACGACUUCAACUUGUCGAACUCAUUCGUACCUGUAAUACACCUGGAGGCGACAUUGGGCCGGCGCUCAAGUUUGCCACAGAGCAGCUAGGCCCUAGAGCACCUACGAACAACAAGUUCCUCGGGGAUCUAGAGAAGACGAUGGCACUACUCAUGUUCCCGUCGGACUCGCUUGAGCCGGAAUUAGCGGCUCUGUUGAAACCAGAGCUGCGCCUAGAAGUAGCUGAUAACGUCAACCGUGCCAUUCUGGAACGGCAAUCCCAAAGACGCGAGUCGGCCAUCCGCCAGCUCGUGAGAAUGCGCGUCUGGGCCGAGAAUACUGCUCGCGACAAAGGCAAAAGUCUACCUGAGUACCUGGAGCUUGGCUUGUAUAACGACGUGCCUGACCUCGGUAGACUGCCUCCCCAGACACGAAACGGCCACGACCCCAUGAUUACAACGUGA